AUGUUGCCUGUGACCUUUAUCGUUCUUCUAGCCCUGAGCGGAGUUCAUGCUCUGGGGCGCAUGCAGAGUACUGCCGUCAGGGCCUCUCUGAGUUGUGAUGGAAAUCCAGCUUCUGGAGUGGUAGGUCUUUUCGGAGCUGAUUUUUGAUCCUUGUAGAUGGUAAGACUCUAUGAUGAAGACAGAACUGAUAUGGAUGAUCUUAUGAAAGAGGGAUUAACUGACGCCCAUGGCAAGUUCCAAUUGAUCGGACAUGAGACCGAGAUCACCAAGAUUGAUCCCAAAGUGAACAUGUAAGUUUAACUCUGAAUACAAUAUAGAUUUGUAGUUACCACACUUGUGGACACACGGGUCCCUGCAAAAGAAAGCUGACCAUCUACAUUCCCGACAAUUACAUCAGCGAGGGUGAGACCCCUGGGAAGAUGUUUGACAUUGGCCACAUCAAUUUAAACGCCCGAUUUGCCGGCGAAUCUACAGAUUGUAUCCAUUAG
Messenger RNA from Bursaphelenchus xylophilus (pine wood nematode), 488 nucleotides. The record is from the annotation of a GenBank genome assembly. NCBI's taxonomy places the organism in Eukaryota, Metazoa, Nematoda, Chromadorea, Rhabditida, Aphelenchoididae.